Messenger RNA from Trichoderma reesei QM6a, 1161 nucleotides. RefSeq lists its product as uncharacterized. The coding region runs from base 1 to 771 and encodes 256 amino acids. The record is from RefSeq and is a predicted model, not a curated record. Gene Ontology annotation, cellular component: mitochondrion. NCBI's taxonomy places the organism in Eukaryota, Fungi, Ascomycota, Sordariomycetes, Hypocreales, Hypocreaceae. The transcript has 2 exons. Gene Ontology annotation, biological process: mitochondrial electron transport, NADH to ubiquinone; mitochondrial respiratory chain complex I assembly.
AUGCUCGCCAAGGGCUUCCUGGCGCGGAGCUUUGACGAGCUCAAGAGGCGAUCCAGCAUAGCAUGGAACCUCGACGCUGUCAAAGGCCCUUCAGGCCCCCGCGAACUCUACGACUUCCACAGCGCUGAUUCGGUCAGCAACUGCAUCGUCAUGUCCGACACUCUAAUUGGCGGCUCCUCUACCAGCCACCUCGACUUUAUUACUCCUACGUCUUCGUCCUCGGCGCAAAUUUCGGCAUCGACGCCGGCACCCUCCUCUUACGCGCGCUUCUACGGCCACAUCUCAACUUCACUGCCUUCAGAUCGCCUGGCAAUCCAGCGAACGGGCUAUGCUGCGUUUCGGACGCCGGAUCAGCCGCCUACCGCCUUUGGUCGCUCCGUCUGGGAUAUUGAUCCGUAUACAUAUCUUGCAUUGCGAGUCAAGUCCGAUGGAAGGGCAUACUAUGUCAAUGUCCAGACAGAGAGCGUUGAGCCGACCGAUCUGCACCAGCACCGGCUGUUCGCAAAACGUCCUGGGCAAUGGGAGACGGUCCUCAUUCGAUGGAACGACUUUGUACGCACAAAUCACGGCUUCGUUGUCGAGCCUCAGACGGAGCUGCUGAGACAAAGAGUCCACACCGUAGGCAUUGGGCUGACGGAUCGCGUGGAGGGGCCCUUUGAGCUUUGCAUUGAGCGGGUUUGGGCGACAAACGGGGCGGAGGAGAAGGCUGCGGCGCAGGGAACGCAGGAUGGGGAAUUAAAGAACAGGAAAGGUGAGAAAAUUCAGUGGUGAGCAAUAGCGGCACCUUUGUGGAUAGUGCUCUGAGAGGAAUGACCAAAGGGGUCUCUUGAUCCAGAACACAUCGGUGACCAUCGUUUGGCCAGCAAGGAAGUGACUGUUGAUUGGUGCUCUCCUGGUUCUCUUCGACUUCUGCGUUGUGUAUAGGGGUGGCGGUGUCCGGCGGUGAGCUGCUCAGAUUUUUGCCUCGGUCUGGCUUGCUGGUCAUCGAACACUGGCUUGACCAGUCUUUACUUCCGAUGCCGUCAACUGAAGCUGAUUCUGAUCCACCUGCGUUACGACGUGGGCAAUUUCGUAGGGAAUGUCGCUUAGAUGAGGUGACACUACCUUGUAUUACUCAUGUAUCUAGGCGAAAUAUCUCAAACUUACCUUCCAAUUACCCCA